Molecule: messenger RNA, 860 nt
Organism: Cajanus cajan (pigeon pea)
Lineage: Eukaryota; Viridiplantae; Streptophyta; Magnoliopsida; Fabales; Fabaceae
Source: RefSeq, a predicted model, not a curated record
AAAAGGAAAAAAAAAAAAAAAAAAAAAAAAAAAAAAAAAAGCAAGCAAAGUGAAGGAAGAGAUGGGAAACGCUAUGGGGAGUAAAAAAGCAAAGGUGAUGAAGAUAGACGGUGAAACGUUCAAGCUGAAGACUCCCGCUAGAGCGAACGACGUCGUUAAGGACUACCCGGGCCACGUUCUGCUGGACUCUCACGCGGUGAAACAUUUCGGGCCUCGGGCCAAGCCGCUGGAGCCGCACCACGAGCUGAGGCCCAAGAAGAUUUACUUUUUGGUGGAGCUGCCCAAGGUUCAGCCCGAACCGCUAGCGAGGAGGGUGCGGUCCAGUGGAAUCCGCGGCAUGAACGCCAAGGAUAGGCUCGAUUUCUUGAUGCUAUCCAAACGCUCCGUUUCGGACCUCACCAUGGUCAAACACGGGCCGGGCCCGGACGACAACGGCGCUGGCCCCACCAGAGUCAGAAUGAGGCUGCCCAAGGCCCAGCUCGAGAGGCUCAUGGAGGAGAGCCACGACGGGAGCGAGGUGGCGGAGAAGAUCAUAAGUUUGUACAUGGGGAACAAUGCCACCGCCGUGGACGGCGGCGCCACGGCGGAUGCCGGAAAGGAGGUUCAAAAUCACAAACCGCGAAGGAAACGGGUGAGUUUCAGCCCCAUGGAACAAGGAGAAAUUCAUGAAGAAACAGAACUUGUCUAUAGCAGUCCUUCUAGAUAGUCAUUUAUGCAGAAGCAAGCCAUUAUUGAAAUGUUAGGUGCUUAUGAAGAAAUUUAUUUUUGUCCUAAAAUUUGUAGCCUAUGUUGAUGUAGACUGUCUAUACAUUUAUACACUAGCAGUGCUCAGAUAAGAUGGAAUCAUUUCUUCAAUUUUA